Megalobrama amblycephala (Wuchang bream) is the source of this 3322-nucleotide messenger RNA. RefSeq lists its product as uncharacterized. The coding region runs from base 280 to 1767 and encodes 495 amino acids. Lineage: Eukaryota; Metazoa; Chordata; Actinopteri; Cypriniformes; Xenocyprididae. The record is from RefSeq and is a predicted model, not a curated record. The transcript has 8 exons. Gene Ontology annotation, molecular function: fatty-acyl-CoA binding. Gene Ontology annotation, cellular component: Golgi membrane.
GCUGCAUUACGACUCGAGUCAGGUCAGCGAGCGUCUGCUCACAGGUAAUUUUGAUGUCAAAGUGACAUUUUAGCUUUAAACCAAAGACAAAAUUCGUCGGAGAACAUUUGGGGGUUUAUCGGCGCAGUUGCAGACGUGACUAAAAAGUGAAUGCGGUUUCAAUGAGUUGAAAAUAACACAAAUAUCCGGGAUUUCCGGUGGGAAUAUACGGAAGAGAAGUGUUUUCUGCGCUACGUGGCCACCUGUGACAGCAGCAGCAGCUCGUAUUGACAGUUUGACAUGAUGGAGUUUGACAGAGAAGAACAUGGCAGCGAGAGGAUCGACAAAACCUGCGAGAACGGUAUUAACACCGAGACACGCGCGCCCGGCACUGAGGAAGACCACAAAUCGUGUGAGGAAAAUGAAGAACAUCAAAAGUCUUGGAGUUUGGAGAGAAACUGGGGUUUUACUUUAGAGGAGCUCUUCAGACUUGCGCUGAAAUUCUUUAAAGAGAUGAAUGGGAAAGCCUUCAACCCCACAUAUGAAGAAAACCUCCGUUUGGUUGCACUACAUAAGCAGAUCACUCUUGGACCUUAUAACCCAGAAGCAUGUCCAGAAAUUGGGUUUUUUGACGUGCUGGGAAAUGACAGAAGGAAAGAAUGGCUACGGCUUGGCAGCAUGGCUAAAGAAGACGCCAUGGAGGACUUUGUGAAGCUUCUGAACUCCUGUUGUGCUCUGUUUGCACCAUAUGUCACUUCACAUAAGAUUGAGAAGGAGGAGCAAGAGAAGAGACAAAGAGAAGAGGAGGAACGUCUCAGACUGGAGAGAGAAGAGCAGGAGCGACAGCGGCUGGAAGAAGAAGCACGACGCAGAGAAGAAGAAGAGAGGAGGAUAAAAGAGGAGGAACAGAGAAGAAAAGAAGAGGCAGAGAGGUUACAGAUAGAGCGGCAAAAACAGCAGAUCAUGGCUGUUUUGAACGCACAGACGACAGUGCAGUUUCAGCAAUAUGCCAAACAGCAGUAUCCAGACAAUCCAGACCAGCAGCAGUUACUUAUCAGACAGCUGCAGGAACAGCACUACCAACAAUACAUCCACCAUGCCCUCCGUCUACAGCAGAUGGCCUCACAGACGCAGCAGGAAGACUUAAAUGUGACUCAAAUCUCAGAAGCUCUUCCUGCUCUUGUCUCAAAUGAAGCAGUGCCCACCUUCAACCCCAACAGCCAAUCAAAAUCAUUAGAGGAUCAGGAACAACAGACAGACUCAAAAGCUUUCCAUUUGUUUGUAGAAGGGAAAUCAGAAGAAGUACCUGCCAUCAUUGCUCCGUCUAUGUGGACACGGCCUCAGAUUAAGGAGUUCAAGGAAAAGGUGUUGCACGACGAGGACUCAGUGAUCACAGUGGGCCGAGGGGAGGUGUUGACAGUACGGGUGCCCACUCAUCAGGAUGGCUCACACUUAUUUUGGGAAUUUGCCACCGAUCACUAUGACAUUGGUUUUGGGCUGUACUUUGAGUGGAAGGACUUGACCGUUCCAACAAUCACCAAUGAAGGAGAAUCUACUACUGACACUAAAGAAGGCACAGCACAAGCUGAACAAGAGAAACUGACAGAACAGGUCAGAUGUCCACUGGUAAGCGAGGUGGUUCCUGUUUCCCGUCGUGACAGCCACGAGGAAGUUUAUGCAGGCAGCCACCAAUAUCCUGGUGAGGGAACUCAUCUUCUGAAAUUUGACAAUUCUUACUCCCUCUGGAGGCCGAAGGUUGUCUAUUACAGAGUUUAUUACACCAGAUAAAUAUCACCAGACCAGGUGCUGCAUUCACUAUCCACCUUUGAGAAUAUUGAAAGUCUUGAUUCAACAGAGGCACAGUACUGUGCUGUUAAAAUAUGAAAUAUAAGAAAUAUGUUGUUUUCUUCUAAUGCAAAGGUAUUGGCAUUGUGUUCCCAUCUGUCUUUUCUACUGAAAGAUACACAAGUCCUGCUUUGGUGUCAUGAUCAAAAUUUUGGAAGUCCUGUUCUUUAGUAAUUUAUAUGUUUUUUCCAUGCAAGACAGUUUAUUUUUCCAAUAUCUUAUGUUUGUUAUGUUGAAUCAAUGAAGGAGUGGUGUAUACAUAUAUUUUUUAAUUGAUGUGAUUCAAGCACUUUAAACUUUGAAAAAUCAUUUAUGAAUUGCAAAACAGGUGAUAUUUCACCAAGUAGUGGCCAAAAGUGAUGUCCAGCCUAGGAAAAUUGACAUCUUCACCCUUUAUUCAAAUUAUUAAAAAUUUCUUAAAGAUUUUCAGGCACAUUGCGUAGUGCUUGGAGUCAAUUGUUUUAUUUGUGAUAAUGCAAUGAAACAUGCCAAAUUAUGCAGACAAUUUUUGGCCAGGCUGACAUACAAAGAAACUAUGAACAAAACAAGAGAUGAGAAUUGACAUUUUUUUUUUUUUUUGCAUAGUAAAAUAAAACCUGUUGCUGCAGUUUUUGCAAAAUAAUUUUGUCAGACAAAUACUUUAAACAAGUUUAAUAUUUAAAAUAUAUAAAAUAUUUUCCUCAUAUUUUGAUGGUUUAAUUGAACUUGUAGGGUCAUUAAAUACAAAUGCCCAAACUAAUACCCUUCGGAUAUCACUUUUCACCACUAUAUUUCUUUGGUUAAUAGGAUUUUUAAAUAUUGUUGUGUGGGUUUUUGAAUAGAUCAAGAUAAUGUAAUAAUUUUUACUUUUUAUAUUAAGGCCUAAUCUUAUGUAAACAUGAUUCUUUUCCGUUUAUAUGUUAAUUGAAACUGGAAGUUAGGAGGUUAUUAACCUCUUGAAAGUUAAAUGUUUGUUAUAUGUCUAUAUGUUUGCACAGAAAAACAUAUAUGCAUAAAAGCAAGUCAAGAACUAGUCUAGUUCCUAGUGACUUUGUUUGGCUUGGCUUUUAUCAUUCAUAUUAUUAUAUUUUGUGUAUUUGCUUGUCUUAAGCAGACAUGUCUAUCCUGAUGAUACUGAAGCAUUUAUGAAACUAUGCAGAUGCCACAAAAUUACACACUACAAAGAUGGAGACAUAUUAUGUUUAGACAUAGAUAAAGAGGUAAAAACUCUAAAUACAUUGUACUAACAGUUCAGAUAAUUGUUUUAGAAAUGUCAUUUAAUUCUUCAAGAAUUAUAAGUGGCAGCUAAUUUUAGUUAGGUGUAACCAUGUAACAUGGUGAGGGAUUUUUGUCUUUUUAUUUUUAAUUGUCCCUUUUUUUUGUGCAUAAAUAGUAUGAAACAAUUGUCCCAUUGAUAUCUGCAAGUGUUGAGUGUACUGAUGUGGGAGGUCCCACAAUGCAAUCUAAUUUUAACACUGUGAGAACUUUUUUUGUGUGAAAUAAAUGCUUUUAUACCCCA